Molecule: messenger RNA, 956 nt
Organism: Planococcus citri (citrus mealybug)
Lineage: Eukaryota; Metazoa; Arthropoda; Insecta; Hemiptera; Pseudococcidae
Product: mpv17-like protein
Exons: 5
Coding region: 181-720 (179 amino acids)
Biological process (GO): cellular response to reactive oxygen species
Cellular component (GO): membrane; cytoplasm; mitochondrion
Source: RefSeq, a predicted model, not a curated record
UUCAAGCUUUAAAUUUCCAUAUUAACAUGUAGUUCGAACGUUUAUUUACUCGUAGGUGCGCGUUCAAAGAAAACCAUUUGUCGUAAAGUUUCGCUCAAUCAAUGAAUUUUUCAACAUAGAUCGCUUAUGUAACGAGGAAAAUUUGCGUAGGCGCCAUUCAAUUAAUCAUACAGCACAAAAAUGGCCCUGAAUUCGGUGAAAAAUUUAUUUAAAAAAUAUCCACUGGCCUCGAACUGCGUUACGUACGGUUCGAUGUGCGUUGGCGCUGAAUUUUCGCAACAAUUCAUCAAGAAACGGAUUUUAAAAUCACCAAACACUGAUGAAAAAAUAGAUAUCGAAGCACUGAAAAGAUACUCAGUAAUUGGAUUUGUUAUUAAUCCGAACAUAUUAUAUUUCUGGUACAAAUGGUUGGACAAAGCGUACGUGGGCACAGCUACGAAAAUAGUUGUUAAAAAAGUUCUCAUGGAUCAAUUUCUGAUGACGCCGCCACUAUACGUAGUAUUUUACACAGCUAUGAGUCUAAUGGAAGGAAAACAGGAUCUCCUUGAAGAAUGUAGAUCUAAGUUCAUACCAACGUUUCAAACAAGUUGUUUGUUUUGGUUGCCAGUACAGACUAUUAAUUUUUUGUUUGUUCCAAAUACGAUUCGAGUAGCGUAUGUGGGAACGUGUUCAUUUGUAUGGAUUAACAUAUUAUGCUGGAUCAAAAGGAAGGAAUUAUAGAGAAUUUUGCAUUUUAAACGAUAUAGGUGUAAUAUUUUGCGAGGAAUAUAGUGUUGUAUCAGCUCAAAUAGAUUUACCUAGUUGAUGAGUAUUGCGAAAUUAUUAUACGUUGUAAGUUGUAUUACAAGUUAUUCGUAUCGUAUUAUAGAUGGAUAGGUACGAUGCAAUGGCAUAGUAAUCGAGUUGGAUUAAGAAAUUUGUAUAUUGGAUGUGUGCGAAUGUAAUCCUUUUAUAUA